Teleopsis dalmanni is the source of this 1468-nucleotide messenger RNA. RefSeq lists its product as uncharacterized. The coding region runs from base 365 to 1444 and encodes 359 amino acids. The record is from RefSeq and is a predicted model, not a curated record. Lineage: Eukaryota; Metazoa; Arthropoda; Insecta; Diptera; Diopsidae. The transcript has 4 exons.
CAAACACAGUGGAAACCUUUCAAAUAUGUUGCUCUCGCCUAACUGUAGUAUAAGAAUAUAAAGGCGAAAAAGAAACAAGCAACAACAUCAAAAGAAAAUGGUUGUAUUGCAUUGUUGAGGUCUGACGUUUGAGUUUGCAAACGAACUAAAUAGUUUUAAAACCAAAAAUAAAUGAGACGCCGAAUUAAAAUUAAAUUAAAUAUUUAUUUAGAAAAAAAAAUGUGUUAAUAAAAUACAAUUAGUAAAACAUUGCAUACCAUUUAAGGUGUAAAAAACCUUACGACAUUUCCUAAGUAAAGCGCCGCCGUAAAACUCACAAAAAGAAAAUCUUUUUAUAACAACCACGCAAAGUAUUGUUGCAGACAUGUCCAACGUAACCCAGCAGAUAAAUGAUUUGAGAUCGUAUUCCCGCCAUUGGCUUGGUGAAUUUAUAGAAAUCUAUCAGAGUGAAGAGUGCUUGUGGCAACCGAAGCAUCCGGAUUAUAGUAAUCAUAGCGUGCGUAAUAAAGCAUAUGAUAAAUUGGUAGAGAAAUUGCGAGAAGUCGAACCAAACCCAGACCGUGCAAUGGUGGUGCGCAAAAUAAAUUCCUUACGUUCGGCAUUCAGGCGUGAAUAUCGCAAAACUAACUCAAAAGAUAAUUAUGAGACUCGCUUGUGGUACUAUGAGAAGCUAUUAUUUAUAGCCGAACAGAAUCCACGUCGUUUUGUUGGUUCAAUUGAUGUUAAACCUAUGAAACGUUCUCUGCCAUUAAGUUUCGACGAUGAUGAUUCUUUAGAAUUUGAAGAAGAACAUCAAUUGGAUACACCUACUCCACAAGAAAAUAAUCAUAAUGCUGAUACCACAGCCACUGUUACAGUUAGUGCCAAUGAAUGUGUUUCGAUGGUGAAAAGCGAAGAGCAUACCCAACAUCAUAAUCCACACCAACAGCAGCAGCAACAACAACUACACUUGCAAGCACAUCCUGGGCAACCGCAUACUGCGGUUAAAGUUUUAGAAAUCACAUCUCUGGACUCCAACUCACAGCGCGAAUUACAACAGGCUGUUAGUUCACUCGAACAACAACAUCAAAUGCAGCAACAUUUGCAACAACAACAAGCUGGCCAACCAACGCAACUCGCACAAAUUCAUCAGCAGGUACCGAACAUUCAAACAAUCUUUCCAACAUACUCCGCUGCACCUACAACUCACCGACAGGAUGAUGAAUACGAUGCUAUCGGUAUAAACGUGGCCAGUAAGUUAAGAGUUAUGAAUCCAACCCAACGUAUUAUCGCUGAAAAAUUAAUAAGCGAUGUUCUCUUCAAUGGGCAAUUGGAUAAUCUAAGUGUUACUUCAACAUUAACACCACAAUUAUCAUGGGGAUGUUUACUCAAGGAUGGAUGCAUAACUUACGCCGAAAUUAAGCACAAUAACGGCUGUUCCAUUUUUUAUUAUUUCGGAUCUUGAGUGGUUGAGUUGAUGGGCUUAUUU